GACAAACCUUCAAGCCCAAGCCCUAACGUCAACGCGCGCGCAGCUACACUUCGCCUCCCACACGUCGCGUCCGAGCACUUUCCAGCUUCAGCACUUUAUUGUGUGUCAGUCUUCGACCCCUCGCCUUCGCGACAAGCUUCUGUUCCGCGGUUCACGCGUUACGUCGUCGUCACGCUCCCUCUCCCGCCGCGACGCCGCGCUGCGCGCCUCUGACCACCACUACAUCACUUCUACUAUCAUUUGUUUUCGCGACAAUGUCUUCGACGCGUCCGUUCCCCGAGCGCAUGAACCCGCUCCUCGAGCCGACAGAUAGCACAGCUAUCGAGAUCCUCAUCGAGAGGCGUCGCUUGGGCCAGACCAACCUCGGAACAAAGACUGGCGCCACCGGUCUUACCAGCGCGACGAAGCCGCAGCACAGCGGCCUGUUCGACUACGCGCACCUGCGCGUGCCCUUGCCCAAGGAUCUCUCUGGCUCGGAGAUAUUCAUGCCUGGCACCAGCGGAUACCCGGUAUCCUACUUCUUGAUGCGCCGCAGCAGCGACGGCUAUAUCAGCGCGACUGGCAUGUUCAAGGCCGCUUUCCCCUGGGCCACAUUGGCUGAGGAGGAGGCGGAGCGCAAGUACCAGAAGACGUUCCCGUCCGCCGGUCCCGAGGAGGUCGCAGGUAGCGUCUGGAUCGCGCCAGAAGAGGCACUUUCACUUGCCGAUGAGUACUCUAUGCGCCACUGGGUUCUCGCGCUUCUUGACAACGAGCCAAUUGAAAAGGGCGCAAAGGACAAGAACAACAUACACAUCCAGGCACCUCCCAAGUUCGACAUGAGCAAGGCUCAGAACGUCAAGCUCCCUCCCCACACGUCUGCUCUUCGUACAACUCGCGCGCGAUCAACCCGAAGUGUCUCGCCCAGCAAGAUGGCCACACCAAGCCGCAAGAUUGCAACUCCCCGCAAGUCGCGCGCCACACGCGGCCGUUCUGAGGCUAUGAGGGCAGAGGAGAUCUUCCAGAGCACCGCCACUGAAUCGCCAUCUUCCGCUCUGGUUGCCAACGGCAUCAAGCAGUCGGAGUCGGUCGCGUCCUCGGUCAACGGCGACCCCAAGGAGGCGCAAGAUAGCGAGGCCAAGUCGGAAACUGUACGCAUUGAGGUCAAGGAGACGGUCGAGCAGAAGGGCGACUCCGAAGUCACGACAACAAAUGUUCAAAUCGAUGUACCAGCUUCGCACCCUGAGCUGCGCGAGCCUGAAGACCCCGCCAAGAUGAUCGAGGAGGCGAAGCGCAUGGUCGAGGAGGCGAGGGAGCUUGACGCUGGCGCUUCCAGCAGACUCACAUCAUCGAAGCGCAAGGUCGAGGACGUCCUCGAUGAUGAAGAGCUCGAGGCCGAGCGACCGAGCAAGCUAUCCAAGAAGCUCUACACAACAGAGCAGAAGCUUACAAAGGAGAAAGUAACAAGGAGAGCGCUCUUUGGUCUGGGAGUAAUGGCAGUAUUCGGUACGGCCAUUCAAUACUUUGCAUAAUUGCUCUGUCAACUUUUUCCUUUCUUCAUUCACGGUUGGCAUUCUGUCUGCAUUACUAGUGUUGGAUUCUCGAAUUUCAGUCUGUACUAUUCGACCACCACUCGAUUUAUUUACUGCAGAUACCUUCUCGAUCUUCUGCUCAUUUGGCGCUUGCAUGUCCAUGGUUGGGCGCUGUACACUCGUUCUGUACAAGGGCGGGCGGAUAGCUUGGGGUUGGGCGACCACCUCCGGCAUCAAGUAGAGUACUCUAAUUGAAUUCCAAGGGCGGCAUCUUCAGAACCG
Molecule: messenger RNA, 1790 nt
Organism: Didymella exigua CBS 183.55
Lineage: Eukaryota; Fungi; Ascomycota; Dothideomycetes; Pleosporales; Didymellaceae
Exons: 5
Coding region: 255-1508 (417 amino acids)
Biological process (GO): mitotic telomere tethering at nuclear periphery; meiotic attachment of telomere to nuclear envelope
Cellular component (GO): nuclear membrane complex Bqt3-Bqt4
Molecular function (GO): DNA binding
Source: RefSeq, a predicted model, not a curated record